Thamnophis elegans (Western terrestrial garter snake) is the source of this 2960-nucleotide messenger RNA. RefSeq names its product Kruppel like factor 3 (gene KLF3). The record is from RefSeq and is a predicted model, not a curated record. The transcript is spliced from 6 exons. Bases 321 to 1355 code for a protein of 344 amino acids. Gene Ontology annotation, biological process: regulation of transcription by RNA polymerase II. Gene Ontology annotation, molecular function: RNA polymerase II cis-regulatory region sequence-specific DNA binding; DNA-binding transcription factor activity, RNA polymerase II-specific. NCBI's taxonomy places the organism in Eukaryota, Metazoa, Chordata, Lepidosauria, Squamata, Natricidae.
CGCUGCCCUCCCCGCCCUCUAAGUUACCCCGCCGGCCCAGGGAGCCUGGCACAGCCAGCCAGCCGCGCCGGCGAUCAUGUGACAGCGCUGCCUAGUGCCAGGAGCCCGGGUGGGGGAAAAGAAGGCAGUGCAGGAGGAGGCCAGCCAGAGGCGUCCGGCCCCACCGAGGUGGCCCGCCCGCUGGAGAAAGAGAGAGAGAGAGAACCCGAAGGGAAAAGGCUGACGGAGCUCCCCGCGCCCAAGCCAGCCCCAACAGCGCCAACUUCGCAGGUUGGAUGCUUUGACAAGUCAAAAAUCCAAGGUAUUUAUCUCGAAAGAAAAUGUUAAUGUUUGACCCCGUCCCUAUCAAACAAGAAGCAAUGGAGCCAAUUCCAGUGUCCUUCAACUCCACGUACAUGGACCACAUGAAGUCCAACAAGUACAGCGUCAUCUAUUCCACCCCAGACAUGAUGCCCAAUAAGUUCUACCAGAUUCCAGAGGGACUGUGCAGUGGGGUUCAGGUGGAGCCCGUGGACCUGACCAUGAAUAAGCGGAGUUCGCCGCCUUCAGCUGGACAUUCUCCUUCCUCUUUCAAAUUCCAGACUCUGCCCCAGAGAGCUUCCCCUGGGUUAUUAAAUCUUCCAUCAUCCAGCCCUCCCGUGAAGAAACUGGGUCUGCCUGGAAUGCAGCCUUUCACAAUGCCCUUGACAAUUCCCCCAGUCAUGGCGGCUCUUUCCCGUCACGGAUUAAGGAGCCCUGGGAUACUUCCAGUUAUUCAGCCCCUUGUCGUUCAACCCGUCCCUUUCAUGUAUGCCCCUCACCUUCAGCAGCCUAUCAUGGUGUCCACCGUUCUUUCCGAAGAGUUGGAAAACCCAAGCAGCGUCCCAGUAUCCGUCAUCGAAUCUUACGAAAAGCCAGCACUAACGAAAUCUAUCAAGGUAGAACCAGGCUUGGAAUCGCCAAGAAACGACUACUACCCAGAGCAAAUGUCUCCUCCUGUGAUGACCUCAUUGUCCCCUCCCAUGCUACAAGAGAAUCAUCCUUCAGUUAUAGUCCAGCCUGGGAAGAGGCCUCUACCUGUGGAAUCGCCAGACACGCAAAGGAAGAGACGGAUACACAGAUGUGAUUACGACGGCUGCAACAAGGUGUACACUAAAAGCUCUCAUUUAAAAGCCCAUAGAAGGACACACACAGGUGAAAAGCCUUACAAAUGCACUUGGGAAGGUUGCACAUGGAAAUUUGCUCGAUCGGACGAACUAACGCGGCACUUCCGGAAACAUACCGGAGUCAAACCGUUCCAGUGUCCGGACUGUGAUCGCAGUUUCUCUCGUUCUGACCAUCUUGCCCUCCACCGGAAACGCCAUAUGCUCGUCUAGAACGUCUCACUUCUCUGCCCUUUUCCGGUUCUUUCCCCCCCCACCCUUUUUUUUUUUUCUUCACCUCAGCAUUUUAAUUCCGAUUCAGCUGGACUGGAUCUUUGGAUUUUUAUCUCCUUUUCUUGAUGGUCAGUUAAAAAAAAAGAAAAGUUUGCUUGGCCCUUCUCGAUUCUUGCCGUCGGACAGACCGAAAGAAUGUGAACAUUUAUGUUUUGUUUGUUUCCUGGGGAUGCUAAGCGCCCCCCUCGUUUGCCAGCGGAUAGAUUAUCUUUCCGUCAGACUUAAGACAUCUUAUAAUCAAGCUGAUUAGUUUUGCCAUUUAAUCAGCCAGUAUAUAUCGAUGAUACAGUUGCUGGUUCCCCCACCCCCAAAUCCAGUUUUGCUGAUCCUUGCCAGAGACUUUGUGUGCCUGUCGUAAAAGGAGGCAUGUCUCCUUUUUAUGCCCAGCAAUGCAAUGAAUGGAUUUUUUUUUUUUUUUAAUAUGGUUGGUUAGAGAAGCAUGUUCCAGAAGACACACACGCAUAUAUAUAUAUUUGGGAUGCAGAAAAUGAAAUCCUCAACCUUAGGAAUGAAUGAAAAAUAAAUAAAUAAAUCUCCAGGGAUUAGCAGAAAACGGGCGUCCACGAAGAUGUCGUACACCCUGGUUGAAUUUGCCUUUUUUUGUGUAUGGGGGUUGUGUAAGUUGUCCUUUUGUUUUGCUUGGGAUCAAGUGUCUUGGUAGAUUCACUGAGCAAAACCUUCCGGUGGGGCGCAGUGAUCUGUUUUUUGUCAUGCAACUGUGUGAAUGGGACACCCGUGGUACUUCUCUUGUGGUGUGACCCUCGUUGAUAAAAUUGAUUAAAAAAAAUCUACCUCGCUGGGGAAGUGUGGCAGGCAUGGAAAUUUUCUCCACUCCUCGGCAUCUCCUGCCCCUGUGCAAACACCUCGACCUGCCUUAGCUGAGAAAAGCCACUGUUCUAGCAACAUAAAUUUCAGCUCUUCCUUUGUUAGAAACGGAUUUCCUUCCGAGACCUUUCCAGAUUCCUAAGAUCCCAGAGAAAAAGAUUUGCGUCAUUGAAGCACUUCCGGAGAGCAUACAGUAGAUUCGGCUCGCAAUGAUCACAAAACAAAAAACUUGGAACUGCCUCCAACCAGCUCGUAUGAAAACUUCAGCAGACAAGCCCUCACCAAGUAUUUUUGUAAUACCUUCUCAGUAUCGAUAAUUUUCUACUCCCCCAAAAAAUAUAUUGAAAGAUGAGAGAGUUUCAUCCUAUAAAUCUUCCGUAUUUUCAGAGAUGCGAUUUGUAUAUUUAUAUUAAGGAAAAUCACCAUCAUCCACCAGCAUUUUGCAGCCAAUGGUUAAAUGCGUGGGAACUAUGACUCUCGUAGGUAGAAGAAGAAAAAAAGGAAAAAGGAAGACAACAACAAUAGCCAGAGGAACGAGCAGGAGAGGAAGGGAUUGCAGAAUAUAAACUAAACACUUUAUAAACUAAAAUCACAUACAUUUCGAGUACAUAAUGGCUCAGGGGCAACUUGGCUUACUCAAAAUUGCUUGUUGUAUUUGUUCCAUAAAUUGUAUUUAGCAUCAGUUGUUCUGGUAUAAACUUUUUCUAGCACUUUUCAUCA